UUUAAGGAAAAACAUCCACCCAACCAAGAAAAAUAACGAUUCGGCGAUUUUGCUGUAGUUUCAAAUGAUUAUGUUUUAUUGUGAAAGCACGACGUUCCACUUCCUGUUCUACGUACGCAGCUUGACGCAGGCAGCUAAGCUUGCAGCCAGUUGGUCCAGGCGCUCGUGAGAGCAGUUCUGCGCGUGCUGCUGAAGCUGGCUGCGGCAUAUAAAAGGCGUUCAGCGGUCACUGUCACGGCGCUCAGCAGUCAAGCGGUCUCAAACAGAARCGUUGCGGUUUUUUAUUUUCAAUUAAAAGCAAAUAUUUCCGCAAACAUUUCAGUCCUCGUCUCACCUACACCACCGGCGUCUGUGUCCCGUCACAAGCCGGGGCAGGGAGGGGGGUCCAGCGCAGGGCAAGACAGCGAAGACCGACCAGCAUGGACCCCCAAGCGACGGACCGCGCUAGUCCGGCUGAGGUGGGGGGAUUCGGCGGUCGCCCGGCCUCUCUGGGAGCCGACGGGGGCGACUCGGAGUCCGGAGCGGGCUCGGAGGAGGCUUCCAUGGGCUGCAGCGACACGUUCAGCAGCUUACCCGACAUGGAGCAGGAGUCUCUGGAGGAGAAACUAAGGGGACUGGCGUUCAGAAAGCAGACCUCGUAUCGGAAAGCGAUCUCCCGUUCAGGYCUCCAUUACCUCGGCCCACCCCAGCCGACACUUCCUCCAGCAUCCAACGGCCCCAACAAGGAGCUACGCGCCUGCGUGGACUGGACGGAGAACGCAGUGAACGGUGAUCACCUGUGGAUGGAGACGAGUUGUUCCGGAGAGCUGUGUUACCUCGGAGARGACGCCUGCCUCCUGAAGAUUGCAAAGUCGGCCCCCAGGAAGAAGUGUGCAGCCUGUAAGAUCGUGGUUCACACCGGCUGCAUGGAGCAGCUAGAAAAGAUUAACUUCAGAUGUAAGCCGACCUUCAGAGAGGGGGGAUCCCGAUGCCUCAGAGACAACGUACUGAGACACCACUGGGUUCACAGGCGAAGGCAGGAGGGGAAAUGUAAACAGUGUGGAAAGAGUUUUCAGCAGAAGUUCUUCCACAGUAAAGAAAUCAUCGCCAUCAGCUGUUCUUGGUGUAAACAGGCUUUCCACAACAAGGUGACGUGUUUCAUGCUGCAUCAGAUCGAGGAGUCGUGUUCGCUGGGGGCUCACGCCGGAGUCAUAGUCCCGCCCUCCUGGAUCAUCAAAGUUAGGAAACCACAGAGCUCUCUGAAGAACUCCGCCCGMAGGAAAAAGAGAACAUCUUUCAAACGAAGGACGAGCAAGAAAGGACUGGAUGACUCCAGAUGGCGUCCGUUCAUUCUGAAGCCCCUCCCUUCGCCUUUGAUGAAGCCUGUCUUGGUUUUCGUUAAUCCYAAGAGUGGGGGCAACCAGCUGCCUUCUCAGAUUUCCUCCAGAGAAGCUCCAGGGAUUUGUCCAAGCACGUCAGAGUGGUGUGUGAUGGCGCAGAUCUAACACCGAAGAUCCAGGAGCUGAAGUUUCAGUGCAUCGUGUUUCUGAACAUUCCCAGGUACUGUGCGGGCACCAUGCCGUGGGGAAACACCGGCGACCACCGCGACUUCGAGCCGCAGCGCCACGACGACGGCUGCAUCGAGGUGAUCGGCUUCACGAUGGCGUCGCUGGCUGCGCUGCAGGUYGGAGGUCACGGAGAGAGACUUCACCAGUGUAGAGAAGUGGUCCUCACYACCUUCAAAACCGUACCUGUCCAGGUGGACGGCGAGCCGUGCCGCCUGGCUCCAUCCACUCUGCGCAUCUCCCUUCGAAACCAGGCCAACAUGGUCCAGAAGAGCAAGAGACGCACCUCGGUGCCCCUGCUCAACGAUAUUCAGAAGGUGUGUGCAGCUGAUCUGCGCCGCCUCUCUGCUCCCCCCGACUCCUUCUCUGUCCCCCACGCCGUCCCGGACCGCUUGCGCCUCCGAGUGAAUCGGAUCAGCCUGCAGGAGUACGACAGGCUGCAGUACGACAAAGAGCGCCUGCGGGACAUCUCAAUCCCAGUAGGCAUCGUGGUGGUGAGGGGAGACUGUGACCUGGAGACCUGCAGACUUUAUAUUGACAGGCUGCAAGAGGAUAUACACCAGGCGCCCUCUACUGGCCACAGAGUGCACUAUCAGGAUGAAAGCCGAGGCGUCCCCAUGUCCAGUUCAACCAGCAGACUGUCUCCUCACUGGAGCUUCCUGGAUU
This is a messenger RNA of Austrofundulus limnaeus, 2210 nucleotides long. It is a transcript of the gene dgki, whose product is annotated as diacylglycerol kinase, iota. The record is from RefSeq and is a predicted model, not a curated record. Gene Ontology annotation, molecular function: ATP-dependent diacylglycerol kinase activity. Gene Ontology annotation, biological process: phospholipase C-activating G protein-coupled receptor signaling pathway. NCBI's taxonomy places the organism in Eukaryota, Metazoa, Chordata, Actinopteri, Cyprinodontiformes, Rivulidae. Gene Ontology annotation, cellular component: glutamatergic synapse; plasma membrane.